This is a messenger RNA of Caenorhabditis angaria, 1539 nucleotides long. NCBI's taxonomy places the organism in Eukaryota, Metazoa, Nematoda, Chromadorea, Rhabditida, Rhabditidae. The record is from the annotation of a GenBank genome assembly.
AUGGAUUUUCAAAAUCGUGCCGGCGGGAAAACGGGAACUGGUGGAGUCGCAUCGGCCGCCGAUGCUGGAGUUGAUCGAAGAGAACGAUUACGGUAGGGUUUUUUGGGCGGGGAUUCGGGAUUUUGAUCCAGAAAUCAGAAAAUUUGGAGCAUUUUGACUCUAGAACUCGAAAAAUCUGAAAAUUUGGAGUAUUUUAGCCUAGAACUCAAAAAAUCUCAAAAUUUGGAACACUUUGAGCCUGGAACUCGGAAAAAAAUCAAAUUUUGCCUGAAAAUAACCAGAAAGUUCUCAAGUUUCAGUCAAAAUUAUUGAUUUUUGCUGGAAAAAAUAGCCUAAACAUUUCUAAAAUUGAGCCUGGGCUCAUUUUUAUCCGAAAAAUUCCUCAAAAAUCAAUUUUUUCCAGCCAACUCGCUCUCGAAACCAUUGAUCUUCAAAAAGACCCCUAUUUUAUGCGAAAUCACAUUGGAACCUACGAAUGUAAACUCUGUCUAACUUUGCACAAUAAUGAAGGAUCAUAUUUGGCACAUACACAGGGUAAGAAGAUUGAAAAAUUUGCGAAUUUUUCAGCCAAAAAUUGAGAAAUUUGGUGAAAAAUGAGCAAAACAACGACACUCCACGUUUACAGCUCAAUUUUUCCAGGAAAAAAGCAUCAAUCGAAUUUGGCGCGACGUGCUGCCAAAGAAGCCUCCGAGCAGCCGUUUUUACCAGCUCCGCAGACGGCAAAAGUUGAGCACAAGAAAUUUGUGAAAAUCGGAAGGCCUGGUUAUAAGGUGAGCGAAAAACUACAAUACUCCGCGUUUACGCCGUGAAAUUUGGUGGAUGUUGAGCUAAAAAUAUAUAAUUUUCAGAGAAAUUACGAUGCUCCGCGUUUACGCCGUGAAAUAAGGAGGUUUUUCAAGAAAUUGAAUUACUUCGACCACCGUAAACGUAGAGGAUCGUAGUUUUCUUCAAUCCCAACCAUUUCUCACCGCGUAAAAGCGGAGCAUCGUAGUUUCCUACUAUUAAAAAACCUAACAAAAUUAAAUUUCAGGUCACUCGAGAACGCGAUCCAGGAACCGGCCAACACGCGCUCCUCUUCCAAAUCGAUUAUCCCGAAAUUGCAGACGGUGUAGUGCCACGUCAUAGACUUAUGUCAUCUUUCGAGCAGAAAAUCCAUCCACCAGACAAAAGAUGGCAAUAUUUGUUGUUUGCCGCUGAACCAUAUGAGACGAUUGCUUUCAAAAUUCCGUCCAGGUGAGAUUUUUGGGCCUGAACUCUAGAAAAGCCUGAAAAUGGCCACCGUUAUUUACUAUCUUUCGAGAAGAAAAAAGCCCUAAAGGGCCUAAAAUGCCAUUUUUCCAUUAAAUAUCUAUAUGAGAAGCCCCUUUCCGGCCGCAUUUGGUCUAAAACAAGCCGUCCAAUUUUUGCAGAGAAGUCGAUCGAUCCGAAAAGUUCUGGACAAUGUGGAACAACGACACCAAGCAAUUCUUCCUGCAAGCCGCCUUCAAAAUUGAUCGGCACGAAGAUUCUCAUCAACAAAAUCAACAACAAUACUACUGA